CCGUUAUUGUACCACGCUAGACACACAACCACAAACUGCGAACGUUAACGAGGGAAUAAGUUCACGAUGUUAGUGAUUCUUGUUUUUCUCGUCUUUUCUGGCGGGACUUCAGCAUACCGAAUUCCAAAAAUCCUCACCGAAUUAUCAGAAGAUGAUUUUGUUAUAACUGAAACAAAGAAAGAAUACGCAAAUGAUGCAGCCGCAGAACCGCUUCUAGAACCAGAUCAGACUGAAGUUCUCAGGGAAGGAGACAUCAUGGAAAGCGAGAUGGAUAAGAACGAAGAGGCACAACUUAAGUCUGGUCAAGGUAUCGCAAAAAGAAACGGUGUUAGGGACCUUAGAAGAUUGUGGCUGAAUAAUAAGAUUCCUUUUGAAAUUGAUGCUGCUCUGCAAGAACAUGAAGCAGUUAUCAAGAAGGCAUUUGAAACCUUCCAUAACCACACUUGUCUGAGKUUUGUUGCUAAAGACAGCAGUCAUAAAAACUGGAUCAAGUUUGUUAAGAAAACGGGCUGUUGGUCUUAUGUAGGACGACAAUUCACUAGUCAAGGUUCCCAAGAAUUAUCUCUUGGACAAGGCUGUGAAAACCUGGGAGUUAUCUUGCAUGAGAUCAUGCAUGCUAUAGGGUUUUACCACGAGCAAAGCAGGCCUGAUAGAGACAGCAAUGUUGAAAUCUUCUGGGAAAACAUCAUCAACGAUAAAGUAUCAAACUUUGAACGUCUUGACAACAAUGUAGUGGAUACACUGGGAUUGGAUUAUGAGUACCGAUCCGUUCUCCACUAUAAAGCCAACGCUUUCACCAAAAACCAAAAAAACACAAUAACAGCCAUUAAUGACCCCACGAACACAAAGGGCAUUGGAAGUCAACAUAAACUGACUUCAAAUGACAUCAUCAAAGUCAACACUCUUUACCAGUGUGGAUGUUUGUCUUCAAAGUCGGUUGGAGCCGAAUAUGGCUCGAUAUUACCCAAUCAGAACUUCAAGACAUCCUCAGCCAUGGGAUUGGAUUACUAUAAGGCUGAAUUCGGUCGACUUAACAGCCCUAGUGCUUGGUGCGGGAAUAGUGAUGGUGAAUAUCUACAGGUCGACGUGGGCAAGAACAGAAAACUAUGUUCUUUGGCUUCUCAAGGAAGUGGAUUUUUUAACGAUUACGUUACAAGCUAUUCUCUGAAAUAUUCUAGUGAUGGACAACAUUGGAGUCAGUUUAAAAACGCAGAUGGCUCUGAGAAGCUAUUCACAGGAAACUCAGAUCAAAAUACUGUUGUCAAGCAAAGUCUUGAAGAACCCACGUCAACAAGAUUUUUGCGGUUUUAUCCUAAGUCCUAUAAAGGUGGCUUCAGGUGUAUGAGAAUAGCCCUUUAUGCCGAAGCGCUGCAUCUUAGUGGCUGGUCAAGCUGGACACCAUGCAACCGAAAAACCUGCAAAAGGGAAAGACAAAGAUACUGUUCGUCUGACAACAAGAAUGUUGAUUGUCCAACUGUCAAUGAAUACGGUGUAGAGACUCAACAAGUAGACUGCACACAUGCUCAAUGUACAGCCCCCAUACACGGUCACUGGAACCGAUGGUCGAGCUGGAACACUGAGUGUGUAGCAUGUGGCGUGGGAAAACAUGAACGAACCAGAGUUUGUAACGAUCCUGCACCUAGUUUUGGUGGAAAKUACUGUAAUGGAACUAACGUUACCACGGUAGAUUGCAGAACGAAGCACUGUGGAAUGGGUCCCGAUGGUUGCAGUUUCUCUAAAGAUUUCUGCACCUGGAAGCGAAGCGCUUUUGGACAGACCAAUUGGAUUCGUCAYCAAUUUAACACUCCAAGUUCAAAAACCGGGCCGUCACGUGACACUACUUCAUUGGAUGGGUCAGGUUAUUAUAUCUAUCUUGAAGCCAGCGGCAUUGCCUCUGGCACAAACGCCAUACUUCAAAGUCCCGUUCAGCCAGGCUUAAGCAGUGAGCGCUGUUUAAAGUUUCAGUAUCACAUGUACGAUUAUUAUAACGGUGCAAAUUACAUGGGCACUUUGAAUGUAAAGAUACAACAAGUGAAAACUGGUGAGAAAAGGACAUUAAAAACUAUCUCUGGUAACAAAGGCAACCAAUGGCAUUCUGAAAAAGUGACUUUCUCCAGUUCGAGCGAUUACAUGGUUAUCAUUGAGGCUGUCCGUGGAACUCAGUUUGUGUCCGACAUUGCAGUUGAUGACGUUAGCUUAUUGUGGGGAAAUUGUGACAACCCUACGGACGUCAACCCACAACCAAAUACAACUCCUUCUCCUGUAAAGCGGGGAGGACCUGUUGAACCGGUYGAAGAUUUUACCGACUUUGAAAAAGACUUUGGAACCUGGCAAAAUUCUGCAUCACAAGAUAGACAGUUUGACUGGACUCGUAAUAGUGGUUCGACAGAGACUGAGUAUACUGGGCCAAGCGGCGAUCACACCAGCAGAACAGGCCACUAUGCAUACAUUGAGACCUCUUCACCGCAUACCAUUGGACAGCGUGCUCGGUUGGUAAGCAAGACGUUCAGUGAAGGGUUUAGGUGCAUGUCACUAUGGUACCAUAUGAACGGCAUCAAUGUUUGGCAGUUGAAUGUGAUUAAGAAAACGUCCUCCAAAGAGAUAUUGCUGUGGUCUGCUAAUAAAAACGAAGGUGACAAAUGGCUUCAUGGUACAAUACCACUUACUGAAGGCUCAGGAUCAUUUAAUAUAAUCAUCGAAGGUGUUCGUGGCCACCAUGAUAAGGGAGAUAUCGCCAUUGACGAUAUUACUGUUGGUAGGGAGACCUGCGGUAAACUGUGGCCUUCUAAAAAUGAUCCAGCUUCCAAGAAGUCUUGUUUAUUUGACAGUACUGACUGUGCGUGGGUUGACCUGCCUGAGGGCGAUAUGUAUUGGUUAAGCCAUUCAGGUUCUACUGGUAACUCAGGCACUGGACCUUCAUCUGAUCAAAGUGGAGGUUUCUACAUGUACAUCAACAGUGCUAGCCCGAGAAAGAAUGGAGACAAGGCCCUUAUUGCCAGUCCAUACUUCAACCCUGGUGCUUCUGGCCAGUGCUUUAAAUUUUGGUAUCAUAUGUACGGUACACAAGUUGGAACCCUCAAUGUGUACAAAGAAACUCUGUCCAGCCCCACACGGACAAAUGUCCUGACGAAAGCUUCAAGUCAAGGCACUUCCUGGCAGACUGCCUCGAUUUUUGUCAAUGGGAAUGAAAAAACUCGAAUCGUGAUCGAGGGAAUCGUUGGUGGUCAGGGUAGUAGUGACAUUGCAAUAGAUACCGUCAGCUUUACUCCAAGGAACUGUUAAACCUUCAAUAAGAUAAAACUGUUCACAACAAUGUUAUCAAAUGUUGUAAUAACGAGUAUUAGUAGUUAUUAAAAAUUGAUCAUGGGUAUUCA
Messenger RNA from Exaiptasia diaphana, 3374 nucleotides. RefSeq lists its product as uncharacterized. Gene Ontology annotation, molecular function: zinc ion binding; metalloendopeptidase activity. The record is from RefSeq and is a predicted model, not a curated record. Gene Ontology annotation, cellular component: membrane. NCBI's taxonomy places the organism in Eukaryota, Metazoa, Cnidaria, Anthozoa, Actiniaria, Aiptasiidae. The transcript has 21 exons. Bases 67 to 3282 code for a protein of 1071 amino acids. Gene Ontology annotation, biological process: proteolysis.